CAAGGAGCUCACUAGACUCACUCGGUGACCGGUUACGGUCGCAGUCAGACGAAUUUUAAAUGAUUCCACUUUCCCUGUGACAUCUGACGCAUGGUGGAGCGUAAUAUUAGGCAGACGAUAUUUUAAUUUGUUCCUAUUGUUUUGUUUUAUUUUGACCUUCCUAUUAUUUUUCGAACGUUUUUCCCUUAUUUUUUUUUUAUCACACAGUCUUGUUGAAGCUACAUUCUAAAGAGGGAUAUUUUAUUAAAUAAAUGUGAACUUAUACGUGCAUGUGAACAAUUGAAACUAUGAACAUGAGGAUAUUAUCUUUUGCGGUGAUCGGAAUUAUAGGGCUCAUCGUCAAAGGAGAUGAUGAUCUUAAACCUAAACCACCAUCUGUUUCAGUUGAAUAUAAUGUUACAUGUUCGCCAAAGUGGAUGAUAGUCACAGUAAAUGUCAACUCAUCAUCAGCAUUAGUUUACUUAGAAAGACUAAAAAACUACAUUGAUUGCGAACCUGAUAAAGUAGGAGAAAUGUUCGUUUUCAAGCUGCCUCUAGAUAACAUUUAUACUUGUGGUACAACGAGAAUGCUCAACAAAUUAACGGGCGUUCGCAUUUAUUAUCACAGAAUUAUUGUAGAAGAGCCUCAUGAAGAAUUCCAAAUGAUUCUAGCUUCUUGUAAUAUACCUCCAACACAUAACAUGACAAGCCCACAAACACUCUCUAGAAGAAGAAGAAACACAUUACCAGAAAAUUUUGUUGAGCCUGACUACGUGAACAUCACAGACUACAUUGUAGCAAGUGGCCCAGUUCCUUAUCUGAAUUUAGCAGUCAGGCAGCAUGGAAAAAUUCUAGAUACAACGCUAAAUGUCCAGCCAGGCACGCCUUUAGAAAUGCUAAUAUACCUGGACAGAAAAAGUGCAGAAACGUAUGGUUUAUUAACAAGCUUUCUGAAAGUCACAGACAGCUCGCCAAACCAAGAGGAAGUAAUCAUAAUGAACGGGUGUUCCAUCGAUCCGUACAUUUUCGGGAAUUUCCAAUCCCUGGAAAAUGGAGACGCUCUGUCGGCGAAAUUCAGAGCAUUCAAGUUUCCUGACGCCAAUUAUGUGCUCUUUGUUGGUACAGUCAGCGUCUGUUUACAACAAUGCCGCGGGGUUCCAUGUGGGAAUGGUCAGUUAGGAUAUGGGCGAAGAAAACGAAGAUCCAUACCUUCUGAUCUGCCACCCGAUCCGAACAAAGUGUUUGAAGUGGAGAUGACCACAUUUCUCAAAGUUGAAUAUUCGGAAGAUCAUUUCACUUUAAACAAAGGAUCAUUAAAAGGAGACUUCGAGAACAACCAAAAGAAAUCGGAGCAACAGGCAAACGUAAGCUUCAGUUCCGUAAACGAAGUUGCCGCCCUCUAUGGUAACAACAGCAGUUCUCGUCAGUCAUACAGCUACAUGAGAACCAUAAUCGGAAGUACAUUGCUACUCAUAUUCCAUUCUUGCUGGUUACGAGGAUUAUGGAAAUGAGGAGGAAAAAAACACACAAAGCGAAUCUUGUUUUUCGCUUAUAACUUUGCCAAUGUUUCGCCAAUUCUAAUCACGUGGUUUUCACUGAUCUCAUAACAAGUAUUCAUUGAACUUAACGCAUCUGCUCAUUCUCAACUAAAACAUUUCAAGAGAUGCCCGAUUUGUCUCACCCCAUUUUCGAACUUUCUUAUCAUGUCAUAUUUAUCGCUAUCAUGUGAUUGUACAUAAUUUUCAAUCGACAAUAAUUUCACUGUUUAAAAUUAUAAUAAUAAGAAUAUUACAUGACAUAAUUUUGUGUAUAAUAAUCAGUCUGUAGUCAAAUGUGUCAAAAACAUCAGUUUGUAUCACCAAACAACGGAGUUAACAAAUUUAAACUUACAUUAAUCGACAAAAGGAUUUCCUCAAUGCUAAUUGGAUUUUUCACAACAACAUAAUGGGAUAUUAGAAGAAUAAUAGUUAAAUGUUAUAUUUCUUUUUUCUUUUUCACAUAAGGUACUCCUAUAUUAAUUGCUCAGUGGUUAGGGCACUGAGCUGUCAUUGUGAGGAACUGGGGCUCGAUCUCCAGUUGCAGCUUGAAGCCCACCCAGCUUCAGAUUGAUAGGUAACAGCUUGUCUGGAAAGUAAACGCAGCCUGUGGGUGUGGGUAGUGCUGACCACUUUACCAAAAUCAUGCCAUUGUUCACAAAAUUGUGGAGCUAUACCUUUCAUAUACUCCCUCGCCCUCAGCGGAAUGUUGCGGGAAUGUUUUUUUUUUAAUUUUUACUCGUAUAUUAAGUACUCACAUUUAGUGUUUGCGUUUCAGACGUUAUAAAUAUGUAAGAAACAGUUUUAUUGUAACAGUCAAUGAUGUUUAUUGUAUUUUUUGCUCAUUAAAAUUCAUAUGUUUUAAGCAUCCAUAUUUAAUUAAAAUUACAUUGUCAUUGUAACAUUUUAUAACAGGAACGAAAUAACGCAUGAAAAAACAGUUAUAUCUUAUUUUUCUUACAUGGGAUAUUUAACAAUUGUGCAAUGUGCGUCACAUAAAUAAUAUUUUUUGUAAAAACAAAUGUAGAAAGAAAUGUAAAAAUUCUUAAAUUAUCUACUUCUUACAUUCACUUCAUUAACAUGACAACUUUUGUGAACCGUAUGAUGCAUUCCAUCAUGAUCAAAAUGCUGUACAAAAGAUUGGGCAUCUCUUGAAAUGAUUAAUCUAACUUUGUGGAAAGACGAAGUAUUGCACUGUAAAACACUGUCUUGUGUCGAUGGUGAAGGAUUAUUUUGUAGGUGAAUGACUGUAUUUUUUUCUCAAUCCCGGGAAGAAGUUAUUCCUCAAUAAAGGAUUAGCCAAAGUGUCGCUGAACAAAUGCUUCGUGCUAUGUUUAUGUUGGUUUUUAACUUUUAAGAGUGCUUGAUUUUAACGUUAUUGACUCCUGAGUGUUAAUUAUCAAUAAAAAUACUUAAUUUAUCUAAA
Molecule: messenger RNA, 2940 nt
Organism: Parasteatoda tepidariorum (common house spider)
Lineage: Eukaryota; Metazoa; Arthropoda; Arachnida; Araneae; Theridiidae
Source: RefSeq, a predicted model, not a curated record